AAAAUGCAAUUUCCUCCCUCAAAUUAGAGGAAAUAAAUCAAAAUAUUAAUUACAAAUUUGUAGAUUUGACGAGACAUUGAAUCGCAAGACAAUGAGCAGCAGUAUGGGUGACAUUUCUGAGGUUGGUGCUAUGGAGAUGACACCGAGAACAAGUGUUGACCAGACGACAGUGGAAAUUGCAGAGGUGAAAGUUGAGAUAACACCUCCGGUCAUGCCUGAAUUGCCCUCGGCGACAAUGUCUACCUCAACAUCUCUCGAAUCCUCAACAAGUGGCUUUAAUUUGAACAUCAACAUACCCGACUACCCCCCAAAAUCCACAAGUGUCAGCCCAAAUCAGCGAAAAAUGUCAGAAUUCGGUCAGGAUGGACUUCUCAAUCCUUCAGCAUUCAAUCGCCUUAGCACAUCGGCGGCCUCUUCGCAUCGUUUCUUCAAGAAACUCGAAGAAAUGAUGGACCUGAGUUCACCGUACAAUCACUACAGAUGCCUCAGUCCUAGUGAAAGUAAUCUACUUCAGUGCUCAGGUGAUCUGAAGACGUCUUUUGGGAAAUUUCACGAAUCCAGUAAACCCAGUUCCAGUAGACUUCUGCGCAGGCAAUUCAGCCUAGAUAAAGAGGAUGUAAGUGGACAAGGCGGGGGGAAUCGUGAGGGAGCAAAGCACAGCAUUGACGGGGGGGAUUGCAGAACACAAAUAGGUGGGCAACUGACAAAGACAGUCUUUCCACGAAUUCACAAACAAAACUCCAAUAGCUUAGCACAAGAUUUGGAAAAGAUUGAGGAGAUUCCCAUGUCACCGGCAGUAGCGGCAGAUAAUCACAGGACGGAUCGGACCAAUUCACCAAAUUCUGCUGAAACAUCCGAAACACGAACGGAUAAUGAGAAAAUUGUAGGUGGAAAUGGACGCUGUGAAAUUAAUCUUAAUGUAGAGAGUCUUCUUCUGAGGUAGGAAACCGCCUAAAUGGUGUGGGUGUGGUGGUCGUGUGGAAGGAUGCCAAUUUAUAUCAUUUUUCGCUUUCUCAAUUGUAACUGGAUGAUUUUGCUAAAAGUGAAAUAUUUCAUCGGUAUUAAGCUCUCUGUGGCUCUGUUGGAAAUUUAUUGACUGCUCUUUUACAAUUUUAUCAACUUCUAUAGCUUCUGCGGAUUAUCACAGACUCUUUAAAAUUAUGAUUAAUAUGUUUCUUUCAUUUUUUUAAAAUUAUAAUUGACUAAAAAUAGUUUUCAUUUUUUUUAAAUAAUAAUUAAUUAUUUAUAAUUAUUUUCUACUUUUUGCUUAAAUUGUAAAACAUUUGAAGGAAGUAUACGUUGCUGUCAUUUACCCAAAGAACGUAAUUAAUUGCAUUUCUAAUGCAAGAAGACUCAUCAUGUCCACCGAUUGAUUUACGUAAGAAACUCGAAUAAACCUUUUAUUAAGACCAUAAUGAAGUAGGAAAUUUUUAUGUUUCAGAAUAAAGGAAAAUAUAGAUCAUUGUAGAAGAAAUUGUGUAUAUAACAAUAAAAUAUUUAAAAAAUAAAUAAAUAUUACAAUGUUUUUAGUAAGAUUUCUAUUUAAAAAUUUUCAAAAGACUCCCCCAAUUUAGCAUAGUUUGUGACAUCACACAAUUUAUACGUGAAAAAGAAACAUUAUUUUAGCUUUUUAUAUGUAUAUACAAGAAAAUAUAUCGAAAGACAAUCGCGUCAUCAUCCUUAUUUACCGUGAAAACUAUGUUGUUAGUCAUUCAAAUAUUUAUGUAAGAUAAAAGUCCAACAUUGUACGUAUAUUACUGACGUUAGAUUCUGCAUAAAUUAGGCAAGAGAAAAAUGUUGUAGAAGAGUAUGAAACCCUUAAAAUUAAGUAUUGAAUUUUGCAAAAGAAAAAAAGAAUGUAGUUAAUGUUGAAACUCCAUUAUAUCGAUCAAUAAUGAAGUCAUAUUGAUUUAUCCAUCGGUGUUUUUCAAAGUGAAAACAUUAGUGCUGAAAGCAUUAAAUAUAAUCGGGGGGUUAAUUCUGUUAAUCUGCAUAGAGUGGAAAAAAUGUAAAUUAAGCAAAGUGUUUCUUCCAUCACUAAUCGAAACUGUUGCCAGAGAUAGCAACCUCUAAACUAUCAUCAUCAAAAUAAGCAGCAGACAUGGUGUAUUCUAGCGUUAUAUCAUGUAGUUGGGAGUUCAGUUGAUAGAUGGGAAAGUAAGUAUAUAGGUAUAUUUUAAAAGAGAUUUCGUAUAUUUAAAUUUUUCUAUAUUAAAUAAAUGUAAAUAAUUUAUCGUAAAAAAAUAUCUCAAAUAUAUUGUGUAUAUUUUAUAACAAACACACAAAAAAAUGUGGGAAAUGGAAAAGAAAGAUUUAUAUGGUAAUGUUGAUUUUCGAAAAUUAUAUACCUAAAUAUAUAACUUAAAUCCUAUGGAUCAUUUGAUAAAACGAUUGUGUGUUGAUUGUAUUGAGAGGUUUAAAAAAAAUUAGUAUAUAUGGUGUGUAAAUUAUAUGAUUGACGACAAGCAUUUUCCCACUGCCUAUGCAGAAUUUUGUCUGUUGUUAGAGAUUAUCAUAAAAAAAGAAUAAUAUAUGUGUGUAUACAAACUGAUUAGAAAAUUAAAUUUUAAUGAACUUUACCUACCAAAAAGAAAAAUAUUUGGAAGAAAAGUUCAACAAAACUGUUCUAAAAUUUCAACUACAGCAGUUACAUUGUAUCAACAUCUAAAAAAAAAGUAAAACAAAAAAAGUAAAAAAUGUUUAGAAAGUUCUCUCGUGUAAUUGUAUCCUUGGUAGAGAUAAUACAGAACAAAAAUAAUUUAUCCUUUCUAUCGUAUGAGAACUUAUAAAAUUCGAAUUUAACGGCCUAAAUGUAGUCCAAAAACAAACACAAGAAAUCUUUCAAAAUGUGCCAUGUGAAAAAAAAAAACUCUUUUCGUUUAGAUUUCUAUAUAUCAAUGAGUUGAUUUGUGAUUAAUUUAAAAUUACAACUAUUGUCAACUUUGGAAAGAAAUAAAUCCUAGAAAUUGA
This is a messenger RNA of Lutzomyia longipalpis, 2970 nucleotides long. RefSeq lists its product as uncharacterized. NCBI's taxonomy places the organism in Eukaryota, Metazoa, Arthropoda, Insecta, Diptera, Psychodidae. The transcript has a single exon. The coding region runs from base 92 to 943 and encodes 283 amino acids. The record is from RefSeq and is a predicted model, not a curated record.